AUGAUAAGUAGCAUGAUGUUGCUGGUCGCUGCUCUGUCCCGAGAUCAAGGAUCGAUAUUGAAAUUUCAAGAUCUCAAAAUGUAUGAAGAAGGAGAAGAUGAGGAAGAGCCUUUACCUGAUUUUGAAAAUGAAACCCUCAACUUCUUGGAGGAUAUGCGAUGUGCUUACAAGGAGAAAGUGUUGCCAUUGGAGCGAAAAUAUCGUUUUGAGGAUUUCUACACCAGGCCAUUGAAUGAUAAUUACUUUGGACCCACUGCACUUGUUCUUUUGGUAGGACCUAUGGGAUCUGGUAGAUCACUUUUUGUAGCAGAUUAUGUUCAGAAGGAUUUUGUGGCCACCAACACUAGGGCUGCAAUCAAUGAGCCCAAUGACAUCAUGUCCAUUGUGACCUAUGGUCAGGAUGAUUGGGUCCUCCCUGGAGAGCGUGCUUUCAAAAGCUGUGCUUCUCCUGUUCUUGAACGCAUUGGAUCCCUUGUUCUUGCCAAGAAAAGCAUUGCUGAUAAGGUCCAAGUCAUCACUUGCAACUCCCCAGCAUUGCAGUAUGUCACCAUCAUUGAUUUUCCUGGAAUUCCCUGGGGCACCAGGAGCAAACCACCAACUUAUGAGUACUUGUCCAUCUUGAAGUACUUGGCAAAGAAAGCAGACAGGAUCUUCCUGUUUUUCAAUGCAAGAGCUAUACCUGAUUGUCUGUCUCCUCAUGUCUUGAGAUCUUUAGACAUGAUGAGGUUCUCUGGUGAGAAAAUGUCAAUUGUCUACACCAAGUCCCUUGACAUGGAUCCAGCUGAGUUCCUGAGGAAUCACACCAUAGUCUAUUGGACAGUUGGCACCACCAUGGCAUCUGUGACUCCCCCAAAGACCUAUUGUCGCAAAUGGAGUGAGGGAGAGUAUGAAGGCAUUGAAGAAGAAGAGGGAGAAGGUGAAGGUGAAGAUCGAGAUGCUGGAGGAGCUUCUCCAGCAUCAAAGACUAAGAAAUUGUCUGGGGGGAAGGGUGGAAAGGAUGCCAAAGGUGGCAAGAAAUUGUCUGGUGGAAAGGCUGGCAAAGAUGCUAAGGCUGAUAAAGACAAGGACAAGAAGAAGACAUCUGCUGGCAAGGCUGGCAAAGGCAAGGAGGCAGGGAAACGCAAACCUGGUGGUGAUGAUAGACACAGGGGUGGUGAAGAUGAAGGGGAAGAGGAGGAAGAAGCUGAGGAUGAGGGAAAUAUUGCAGCAGAUGCAAUGAUGGGAGAAGAAGAACUCAUGUUUCAGCUCAAGUAUGCAUUCUUGCUUACCCUGCACCGCAAAAUGUGGGAAUUGGAACACAGAGCCAGUUUGGCACAGAUCCAUGCUCAGGUGCUUUCAGCCCUUGUGGAGAAUUUCCCUUCAUAUGAGGAUGAAAAGACCCAACAGAAAAUCCGCUCAAAACGCAUUUAUGAACUGGACUCCAUCUAUAACCGCUUGCAAUGUCAGCUUGGCCUCUUCUGUGAAUACUUUCCAGACACCAGCUACAUGCGCUAUGAUUACAGGAAUAGCUACUUGAACAAGUGGGCUCUUUUCAAGCCUGCAGUCAAGUAUGAGAACCUCUUCAAUGAGCUCAACAAGAAACACAGCAAGGUCAAUAUUGUUGAUGCUGAUCCAGCAAUAAAAAUGUUCAAUUUACCUGACUGGGUUGAUGAGAAAAUCUGGCGCAUGGCAGACAUUGAUAGAGAUGGUAUGCUGGACAGGGAUGAAUUUGUGUUGGCAAUGCAUCUCAUGUUCAGACGGACUUGUGGUCUUGAUAUCCCAUCUAUUCUUCCUGUUCAUCUCAUCCCAUAUGCCAAACGAAUGCUGUUGAUCAGUCCAGAAUCAGAUCUUGACCCCAGGAGGCAAUUUGCUGACACACCCACUAUCACAACAGCAGUUGAUGCCAGUGUUGUAAUGCCUGAUGAGUGUGGUGAUGACUUCAACUGGGCUGGAGAAAGUUCUACUGCUAGACAGAGCAAGAAAUGUGUCCAGUUCAAGAGUGAAGGUGACUUCAAUUAUGUUAGGAAAGUGUUGGACAGCUACCGGGACAAGGAUGAUGAGAAGAGUAUGACAAGCUUGACCAGCUGCUUGAAGCCUCCCACUGGCCGUGUUUUGUCCAAUUGCUGA
This is a messenger RNA of Notodromas monacha, 2106 nucleotides long. NCBI's taxonomy places the organism in Eukaryota, Metazoa, Arthropoda, Ostracoda, Podocopida, Cyprididae. The record is from the annotation of a GenBank genome assembly.